Molecule: messenger RNA, 2178 nt
Organism: Oppiella nova
Lineage: Eukaryota; Metazoa; Arthropoda; Arachnida; Sarcoptiformes; Oppiidae
Source: the annotation of a GenBank genome assembly
AUGAUCCGUGACUGGACCAGUCCCAACAUACACCAGUACGGUAUGGACGGGGGUCAGGAGUUUUUGGAGGACAAAUUGGCGGUCAAACGUAAUCAAUCAGCCGCGUCUAAAGGUGCAAGGAAGAUUAUUCAUAACUGUUUCACCAACAUCAAUUGCUACCUAAUGCCGGAACCUGGACCUGGUGUACGUGAGGCCGACUUUGCAGGUCGACUCAACCAAUUAAGUCCCCAAUUCAUUGAAAUUUUGGACGAGUUUUGCGCAAAGUUUUUAAACCCGGAUGAGUUGCCCGUGAAGGUGCUCAAUGGACAGCCGUUAAAGGGCCAGCAGUUUGGCCAGUAUUUUGAGAGCUGCGCCAAUAUGUUUAAUAAUAGCGAUGCAUUACCACUGGCUAGCGAUAUGCUACAGGCGCUCAAUAAGGCUUUCGAUAUCAAUCUGAUUACACAGAUUAAGGUUGAUGAAUACCUGUCAGAAAUGGUUAUCAUAUUAAGCGACAAAGAUUUCUACGAAGAAUCCGAACUCAUGUCGGAAUCGGACAAAUUGAUCGACACAUUAAAGUCGAAGUUCGAUAUCCGGAAAAAGUCGACCGACGAGACAGCUAUCCACGAGUUGACCCAAAUGCUAACGGAGUCGUUGAGCGCCUCCUAUCGGCAGAAAUGCGAUGAAAAUGAUGUCAAACGAAAGGCUGGGAUGAAUGACACGAUAACUAAGUUUGUGGAUGAGUUUGGCGAUGAGCUUAAAUGUAUAAUUAAAAGCGAUGAUUGCCUGGCUGAAAAUACACUGGAUAAGAUUAUUGACACACAAAUUGAGCAUGUUGUGAACAAGUUUAAAACAUUUUGUUCACACGACACUGACUUAUACGAUAAUUUUAAAGGCAAGCUUAAGAAUCAACUGGAAAAUCAAGCAAGUUCAUUUAAAACGGAUAACAAGAGGCGUAUUCAAGAUUUAAAAAAGGAGUACGAUGAUAACUUGGCACUAUUAAAAAUUGAAUAUGAGCAGAGCAUGAGCAAUUUAUUUGCCGAGCCAACCAAAUACUACGAGCACGAUGAACUGGAUCACUUAAGCGUUACCUAUCAGAAUGACCUACUAUCAAAAAUUAACGUCAACACAGAUCAUGAAAAUAUAAUCUCGUUUCAAAAUUAUAUCCAAUCGUUUGACACAUACAUAGCUAGCAAACUACAAGAUUACCAAGAUAAAAACCAGACCAGACGUGCAAUGGCUGAUAUCGAGGCAACUAAACUCAUUGAUGAGCUUGGUGAUAACUACGAAGUUGAGCUCGAUCAUUUGAUACGACUGGGCAGUUGUGAUACUGUAGUCGAGUUUAAGGUCAGGGCUCAACAAAUCCAAACCGCAAUUGUUAAUGAGCACCGGGAUAAGCACCGGUACUCCAAGGGCACCGGUAUCCCACAUUUGAAUCUUCGAAAAUUAAAUGAAAAGUUUGUCGAAACUCUUGAGGACUGUAUUGACGUUUUUAAUCGAAAUCAAGUGACUAUGGAGUCGAAUACCCAGGGGCUCAUGGAACGGGUGAUUAGGCGUUACCGGGAUAAAAUGAAUAGUUACCUUGAUGCUAAUGGAUUUGUUAGAGGUGAGCGACUCCAGGUUCAUCAUGAAGAAUUAUGUCAGCAAGUUAUCAAGCAUUUUGAUACUGAAAAAGGACAUUUAACCAAUGACAAAUUUACGAGAAUGGUUAUGGACAAAUUAAACCUGGUGUUCAAAAGUGUGCAAGAGGAAAAUGAUAAAAACACGCCUACAUUACCGGCUAUUGGAAUUGAUUUAGGUACGACUAAUAGUUGCGUGGCGUACUACCACCCGGACGGACGAUUGGGCAAGGUCAUUGUACUGGAAAAUCGUGGCAAAUUCACCACACCCUCGGUGGUCGAGUUCGGUGACACUCAACCAGUAGUGGGAGAUUCAGCCAAAAACAAUAUACUAAACAAUCCGCGAAACAUAAUCUAUUCGGUGAAGCGACUAAUCGGACGCAAGUUUAGCAGCGCUGAGGUCACUGGCGAUCGGAAACACUGGCCCUUCCGGGUGGUGGACAUGGAUGGCGACGAACCGGGCGUUGAGGUGGAGGUUAACGGCAAAAGUGAGCGCUUUUAUCCCGAGGACGUGUCCGCCCAAGUGCUCAAAAAGAUGAAAGAAAUAGCCUGCGCCCCCUCAUCGGUGUCUUUGUCGAUGUAA